AUGCCUUUUUACGGUCGUCCGAGUAAAAAUUGCCAGAGUUGCCGAGAGAGGCGGAUCAAGUGUGAUCGUCUUGAUCCAGUCUGUUCGCAAUGCAAGCGAGCGGGGAAACCAUGUGGUGGCUAUCGCGACGUCCCGUCGUUAUUGUUCCGCGAUGAGAACGACAAGACGGCACGCCGGUCUGCGGCGGCAAAAGCCAAAUCAGCGGCCAGGCGCAAGCUGUUGGAUAGUUCGGACAGCUCUGAUGAAGGUUCGAACAUCCCCACAGAAGACGGAUUUGACCCGUCUCGCUUGAACUAUGUAGCCCAGCGAGAAAGAUCUCAGAUGGUGAUGAUCCCCACAAGGCCGGUUGUAGUUCCUUCUUCUUUGGAGGAGCAGGGACUGAAAUUUUUCUUUGAUCGGUUUGUAAGUGCCAUUUCCGGGCUGGAUGGAGGUCCUCCUUCUGGACUGGAGCCUCCGCCUUUCCUAAAGGCCAUUCUCAUGCAGUCGCCCCUGCGCGAUGCAACGAUCUCGGUUGGACUAGCCGCCAUGGCCAAUGUCAAUCAGGACCGAGCGUUGUCACUAGCGGCUCGGGAGAAGUAUGUGGCGGCCAUUAAUGUCGUUCGGAGGGCGGUCCAAAAUCCCGAACAGGCGAAUGCGAAUCAGACGUUUCAUAUAAUUGUGAUGUUGAGUAUGUACGAGAUGGUGUGUUGCGCGCCCAAUGAGAUCGAUUCCUGGACAAUUCAUCUGGAUGGUGUGGCAGCGCUAGUCAAACAGGCCAGCUUUAGCGAUGCGCUGAGAAACACCAACUCGCGUCCACAUCUGCAGUAUUACUUCAUUUCACUUAUCAGAUAUUUUCUCGUCCAGGGAGUAAUGCCUUCGGAGCUGCUCGAUUGGUCUCCGGAACGUAUUCACGGUGCAAUGCCGAAUCAGGCACCUACAAUCCGCCUGGUUGACAUCCUCAUUCGCUUCAUGAAGCUACACUCUUCCAUUCGGGAAACCCCAGAGCCCGAUGCAAGGAUAGCUGUAAGCUCUGCUCUGCUUUGUGAAGCAGAGUUAGAAGCUUGGGAACAGCAGCUUCCAGAAAAAUGGAAAUUCUCUCUGAAGAAGUCGAAUGACGUUCAACACACGUUCAAUGGAACUUAUAUGAUCUAUAACGAUGUGUGGGCGUCAAGAGACCUCAACCACUACUUCUGGGCGCGAUUGAUGGUCAAUGAGAUGAUCGUACAUCAUAUUUCAAGAAUAGAAAUGCCAUCGCUGGAAGACCUCCAGCAGCGACAACAGGCCUUGGACAACACUUUACUGAUGGCCACAUACAUUUGUGCUGGGGCAGCGAGCCAAAUGGGAGCCUUUGGUUGUGGAGUCCCAUCUAUAGGGCCCACGCAGUUGCCACCAUUGAAUGGUAUCUUUAUGUUGAUGUUCCCUUUGGCGGUUGCAGGGGGAGCUGCUGGAGCUGGCGAUGAAGUCCAUGAGUGGGUACUUGAAACACUUGAGAAGAUUGGGCGAACCAUGGGCAUUCGACGAGCCUUGGAGAUGAUACCCACACUCAAGCAAGUCCGUGAGCGCAAGAUGAGAGAACUAGGCAUGGUGAAAUGA
Messenger RNA from Penicillium cataractarum, 1572 nucleotides. Its product is annotated as Zn(II)2Cys6 transcription factor. The coding region runs from base 1 to 1572 and encodes 523 amino acids. The record is from RefSeq and is a predicted model, not a curated record. Lineage: Eukaryota; Fungi; Ascomycota; Eurotiomycetes; Eurotiales; Aspergillaceae. Gene Ontology annotation, molecular function: DNA-binding transcription factor activity, RNA polymerase II-specific; zinc ion binding. The transcript is spliced from 3 exons. Gene Ontology annotation, biological process: regulation of DNA-templated transcription.